Molecule: messenger RNA, 5420 nt
Organism: Callorhinchus milii (elephant shark)
Lineage: Eukaryota; Metazoa; Chordata; Chondrichthyes; Chimaeriformes; Callorhinchidae
Gene: ptprc
Product: protein tyrosine phosphatase receptor type C
Exons: 35
Coding region: 381-5081 (1566 amino acids)
Biological process (GO): negative regulation of protein kinase activity; protein dephosphorylation; positive regulation of peptidyl-tyrosine phosphorylation
Molecular function (GO): protein binding; protein tyrosine phosphatase activity
Source: RefSeq, a predicted model, not a curated record
UGUGGGGGCGCAGGGAAAAGGCAGCGAUGGUAUCCGACCUUUGCAUCGCAUAGGAUUUCAUUUGGGGAAGUCAAAGAGAGUGGUUGUUAUUUUUUUUUUGCGCAACGUGUUUCUGCUGCAGCUGCUGACUUCCUGGAGCCCAGCGAUAGGGGCAAACCUGCACAGAGAGAGAGAGAGAGAGAGAGAGCGACUCAGAAAAGCGCAGGAGGUUUGCAACUUUGCAUCACCGGGAGAGAUAACCAUUAAACCAUGACAGUCGCUGAGUGGUUGAAGUUCGGGUAAAACUCUCGAAAAAAAGGAAGUUGCACUGCAAAGCUCACACACCACUCACUGACGCAUGGUGCUGCUUCAUCGAAUUAUUUUCGGUCACCGUUAGGAACAUGGCCAAGUUGUCUUGGCUGAAAUUCUGGGCUCUCGCCUCUGCUCUGUUGGGUGCAACUGUUGGCGUCCAAGGCUCAAAUUCCACUUCAAGCAUACCUUCCACCACGGCUCCAACAGAAACGACUGCAUCCACUGGCAUAAGUAUCACUCACAAUUCACCACUCACAAACUCCAACACGGCUUCAAAAUCAGUGAUUCCUUCUAGCCAUUCAAACUCAAUCUCAAGCACAGCUCCACCAACAGCAAUUUCUACAACCAAUAAAAUGACACAGACUACAGACAUAACAAGCACACAAACCACAGACACCAGCACGGCUUCACCAGUAAUGACUUCUGCAAACACUCAAGCUACAUCAGAUUUAAGUAACACAUCAUUCACAAACUCCAGCACGGCUUCAACAGCAAUGACUGUAUCCUCCAGUGCAAUCACAAGUGCACCAUUCACAAACUCCAGCACGGCUUCACCAGCAGUGACAAGUACAGCACCACUCACAAACUCCAGCACGGCUUCACCAGCAGUGACAAGUACAGUACCACUCAGAAACUCCAGCACGGCUUCACCAGCAGUGACAAGUACAGCACCACUCACAAACUCCAGCACGGCUUCACCAGCAGUGACAAGUACAGCACCACUCAGAAACUCCAGCACAGCUUCACCAGCAGUGACAAGUACAGCACCACUCACAAACUCCAGCACGGCUUCACCACCACUCACAAACUCCAGCACGGCUUCACCAGCAGUGACAAGUACAGCACCACUCACAAACUCCAGCACGGCUUCACCAGCAGUGACAAAUACAGCACCACUCCAAAACUCCAGCACGGCUUCACCAGCAAUGACAAGUACAGCACCACUCACAAACUCCAGCACGGCUUCACCAGCAGUGACAAGUACAGUACCACUCACAAACUCCAGCACGGCUUCACCAGCAGUGACAAAUACAGCACCACUCCAAAACUCCAGCACGGCUUCACCAGCAAUGACAAGUACAGCACCACUCACAAACUCCAGCACGGCUUCACCAGCAGUGACAAGUACAGCACCAUUCACAAACUCCAGCACGGCUUCACCAGCAGUGACAACUACAGCACCAUUCACAAACUCCAGCACGGCUUCACCACCACUCACAAACUCCAGCACGGCUUCACCAGCAGUGACAAAUACAGCACCGCUCACAAACUCCAGCACGGCUUCACCACCACUCACAAACUCCAGCACGGCUUCACCAGCAGUGACAAGUACAGCACCACUCACAAACUCCAGCACGGCUUCACCACCACUCACAAACUCCAGCACGGCUUCACCAGCAGUGACAAGUACAGCACCACUCACAAACUCCAGCACGGCUUCACCAGCAGUGACAAGUACAGCACCACUCACAAACUCCAGCACGGCCUCACCAGCAGUGACAAACACAAGCACAGCAGCAUCAGUGACUUCUGCAUCCAGUAGCACCAUAGCAUAUACAAGUGCAACACCAGCAAGCAAGAGUUGUGACUAUACGCUUACUGAAAUUAAAUCUAAAGAAAACAUUCUAACUCUGCAACUAAAUGACACAACUGGACAAUAUCUUCAUGUUUAUUGCAACAAUACCAAUGGGACAAAGCUGGAGACAAACAGAUUUCAGUUUUUUAAUUUCUUACCGUGUACCACUUACUCCUGUUCUGCAAAUACGACCAAAUGUAACCAAACAAGGGAUUUCAGUCGUGACCCACCAUCACAUGAUCAACUUAACUUCACUAUUACGACGAAAGAGAAUGACGAUAACAUUGAUUUCAAAGUAGAAGGAAAUAAAGUAAAUCACAGUUGCAAACUGGCUUAUCAAUGGAACUGUUCUGCACCUUCAGUUAUCAAAAAUGAAAAUCCAGAGCCAACGGACAAUUACACAGUUCAGAAAAAUAAAACAUUGACAUCGUGCAUUGAAUAUCGAUGCUCCAUCAUAGUCUCUCUUCAAAAUAACCAAAGUUAUAUUUUUUUCAAUGGAUUCAAGUCAGUCUUUCCCAAAAAAUCAACACUUGAAACACCUUUUAAUGUUUCAAAUCGAACAAAUACGACUAUUUCUGGUCACCUGGCUUUUAAUAAUUUAAAUAUUCGGACAAACUUCUCUUAUGUUGACGAGAACGGAAAUGAAACAUCCUGCGAAUCCACCGAUACAACAUUUAAUUGUCAGGGAUUAACUCCAUUCACAUCGUAUAAUAUCUGUCUGAAGGCCUCCUUGAUGUGCAACAUCAACUCCAUAAAUACAAAAAAGUGUUCCGAUUAUAAUACAACAGAAGGAGUACCAGGAAAUAUCAUUAUUAGAAAUCAACAGCUUAACGCCAACAAUGAAAUUCAAAUCGAUUGUGUCCCACCAAAGGACUUGAACGGCCCACCUGGAUUGUUUUACGCAAAACUCGAAAAUUCUGGUGAAUUGCAAAAUAAAGAAAAAUGUCAUUUUAAAUUUCCGGGCUUGAAUUACCACACCAUUUAUACGAUACAGGUGUGGGCAAGCAAUUCCAAACAUAACGGGUCUAGGGUGAAAGUAACAUUUGCUACAUCAUACAAUGAAAAUGCAUUAAUUGGAUUCCUGGUGUUCCUGAUUAUUCUAACUUCAGUAGCUCUGAUCGUAGUCCUUUGGAAAAUCUACAGUCUGCAGAAGAAAUCUUCAAGAGAUUGUGAUGAAGAUGUGGAACUUAUCGAGCAUGAUGAUGAAAAGCAGCUGCUCCAUGUGGAACCAAUCCUUGCGGAGCACCUGCUUGAUGCAUUCAGGAGUAAACAGGCUGAUGAAGCAAGACUGUUUUUAGCUGAAUUCCAGAGCAUUCCAAGGGUUUUCAACAAAUUUCCUGUCAAGGAGGCACGCAAACCUUACAAUUCAAUCAAGAAUCGAUAUGUUGACAUCCUGCCAUACGAUCACAACCGUGUCUCACUGUCGCCUGAGUCUGGAGUGCAAGGCUCAGACUAUAUCAACGCCAGUUACAUUGAUGGCUUCAACGAACUCAGGAAAUACAUUGCUGCCCAAGGUCCGAAGGAGGAGACAAGCAAUGACUUCUGGAAAAUGGUCUGGGAGCAGAAGACAACGAUCAUUGUCAUGGUGACUCGUUGUGAGGAAGGAAACCGGCCCAAAUGCGCUCAUUAUUGGCCAUCUAUGGACGAACAGAAUAAAUCCUUCGGGGAUUUGGUCAUAAGAAUCAAUGAAGAAAAGUGGUGCCCUGACUAUGUUGUCCGCAAACUUUUCAUUUCACACAAGAAGGAGAAGCCCACCGACAGAGAAGUUACUCACAUCCAGUUCAUUAGCUGGCCAGACCAUGGAGUCCCAGAGGAUCCACAACUCCUCCUGAAAUUACGUCGGAGAGUUAACGCAUUCAGCAACUUUUUUAGUGGUCCAAUAAUUGUGCACUGCAGCGCUGGAGUGGGACGCACUGGCAGCUACAUUGGGAUUGAUGCUAUGAUGCAAGGCCUUGAGGCUGAAGGUCACGUGGAUAUCUAUGGCUAUAUUGUUGGGCUUCGUCGACAACGCUGUCUCAUGGUCCAAGUUGAGGCUCAGUAUAUCCUCAUCCAUCAGGCUUUGCUGGAGCACUAUAUCUUUGGAGAAACCGAAAUCUGCUUGUCUGAGCUGCCCAAGGAACUAAUUAAUUUGAAAAGGGAAGACCCGGCUUCUGAGCCAUCCAUGCUGGUUGCAGAAUUCCAGAGAAUCCCAUCUUAUGAUGCAAAAUCAAAGAAGACUGGAAAAUUGCCCGAAAAUCAAAGUAAAAAUCAUUCCGUUUCAGUGAUUCCAUUUGAAUACAACAGAGUGACCGUCAAGCUGGCUGAUGAGAAAAGCAAAGAAAGUGAAAACGACUCUGAACUGUCCUCCUCUGAUGAUGAUGACGAUGAUGAAUGCACUAAAUACAUCAAUGCUUCCUUUAUAGAUGGAUAUUGGUAUACAGAAGCAUUGAUUGCCACUCAGACUCCACUGCAGGAAACCAUUGCUGAUUUUUGGCAAAUGGUAUUUCAGAGAAAGACUGCCUUCAUUGUCAUGUUGUCUAAAUUAAAAGAGGAUACUGAGGACUUUACAGAGUACUGGGGAGAGGAGGACAAAACCUACGACGAUAUAGAAGUUAAGCUGACUGAAUGCAAUAAUGGUCCAGAAUUUAUCGUUCGUACCUUUGAAAUAAAACACGGAAAGAGAAAAGAUGCUCAUAAAGUUUAUCAGUACCAUUAUCACAAGUGGACUGACUCAGACCUUCCCGAGAAUCCCAGCAGUUUCAUCGAGGUGAUAAGGACCUUGAAGGAAAAGCUGCCGAAGCCCAAUGGGCCCAACAGAGCCAUUGCACCACCUAUUGUUGUGCACUGCAGUGAUGGAGCCAAGCUAACGGGAAUAUUCUGUGCUCUGUGGAAUCUCCUGGACAGUGCAGAUACUGAAAAUAUAAUAGAUGUUUUCUACAUGGUCAAAUUACUGCGUAAACAGCGGUCAGGAAUGAUCCUUACCUUCGAACAAUUUGAGUUCCUGUAUGAUACCAUUGCUAGCACUUACCCAGUGCAGAAUGGGACAUUAAAAUCCAGUGAAAGCCCCCUGCAAACCACUGUAGAAAUAAUCUCCGAAACACCUCAGGAAGAGUCUAAACAAGUUUCAGAUGGGAAAAGCGAAGAGGUGUCUGAGGUGCCUGCAGAGGAACAAAAGCCAGAGGCUGACACACUAAUGAUAAGCAAUCAGCAAAAAAUCCUGUUAAUGGACCCUUAACUCCCACUGAAACCGAGUGAUGACAAUUUGAGCUCUAUAAAUGUAACUACUAAUGUUCAAUCUGUAUUUCAAAGAGAUUUAUGCAGUGUCGAUUUCAAUUGUCAGAUGUUAAAUUUCUUUUUUACAUGUACAAAAUCUAUGGUAGUACAAUUCUAUGUUUUUUUACUGGAAGUUUUACAAAAUGUGGACUUGUAUACAUACCGUUUAAGAAAGAGUGUAUACGUGAACAUAAGUAUGAAUGUAUUUUAAUGGAAAAAGGAUGGCGUUUUAGAUAAUUUAAAAUUCAAUUGAGAGGCUUUUAGUAGUUGGAGGUGAGUUCAGUAUUUUCAAAAUUAAAAA